AUGAAGGCAGCUGUGAUCUCACCCGCCCGGUCGAUCUGGUGGAAAGUCGGUGCCAUGACAGGUGCCAGUGGCGUCAUGCUCGGUGCUUUCGGCGCUCAUGCGCUGAAAACCCACGUCAAGGACCCGGAACUGCUCAAGAGCUGGUCGACUGCAGCUUAUUAUCAGCUGAUCCACUCGGCAGUGUUGCUCGCUACGCCACUGUGUCGACGGCCGAAACUGGCGGGACGGCUCAUUGCCACGGGCACGAUGCUGUUCUCCGGGUCCAUCUAUGUGAUGGUGCUCACGGGGGACAAGAGACUGGGCAUGGUCACGCCUGUCGGUGGCGUCGCAAUGGUCGCAGGAUGGCUCGCCCUCGUGUUGUAG
Hyaloperonospora brassicae is the source of this 363-nucleotide messenger RNA. Lineage: Eukaryota; Oomycota; Peronosporomycetes; Peronosporales; Peronosporaceae. The record is from the annotation of a GenBank genome assembly.